This is a messenger RNA of Peromyscus leucopus (white-footed mouse), 1618 nucleotides long. RefSeq names its product ubiquitin conjugating enzyme E2 Q family like 1 (gene Ube2ql1). Lineage: Eukaryota; Metazoa; Chordata; Mammalia; Rodentia; Cricetidae. The coding region runs from base 466 to 1392 and encodes 308 amino acids. The transcript has 2 exons. The record is from RefSeq and is a predicted model, not a curated record.
CGCGGUAGCCGCCAGCGCCGCACGGCCCGGCAAACGCACGGCGCGACUCCGCGGCCGCCUCGCUGCCUCCGGGGUGCCGCGGGGCGCUCUGCGCACCCUGGUGCUGCUCUCGGACUCCGGGCCAGGCGGUCUGCGGCCGCGCACAAAGGACCACGGACACCGGGGUCCGGGGACUGCGCCCUGGGACCGGCCGGGGACAUCAGCGGCGCCGCGUCUCCACGCCUCCCCUCCCCGGGCGGCCAGGAGCCCUCGCCGGAGCAGACCCGUCAUAUGACAGCGGCGACACAGCGGCCAGCGAGCGCCGGUGCUACCAGCUCCGCUACGCCACGGCCACCGACUCCUGGGGUGGCCCUCGCCGCGCCCCGCUGAGCGGUCGCCUGCCGCCGCCCCAAGCCCCGCGCCUCCCAGCUAUCCGGCUCCGGGAUCAGGAGCCCCGGAGAGACCCUCGCCAGAACCGAGCCUAAGAUGGCCACGCUGCUCCGUAAAAUCGGGCUCAUUCGCCUGCACAACCGGGACACGGAGGACCCUAAGCACCACCACAACCACCGUGGCGGAGGCGGCGGCCAACAGAGCGCGUCGCUGCGCGGCAAAGGCGGCGGCAAGAGCGGCGGCCACAAGCAGCAACAGCAACAGCAGCAGCAGCAGCAGCAGCACCCCGGGGGCGCGGGCGACGCUAGCCCCGGGCCCGGCAAGGGCAAGAGCAAGCGCGCGGCGGAGCUGGCCGCCCGCGACAAGCAGCCGCAGCCGGCCGCGGGGCGGCGGGGGCGGCGGGCGCCGGGGGCCCCGGGAGCGGGCGGCGGGCGCCAGGGCGGGGCGGGCCCCGCGGUGGCCGCGGCGGCGGCGGGCGGUAGCCUGGUGCCCGCGGCUCGCCAGCAGCACUGCACACAGGUGCGCAGCCGGCGGCUCAUGAAGGAGCUGCAGGACAUCGCGCGCCUCAGCGACCGCUUCAUCUCGGUGGAGCUGGUGAACGAGAGCCUCUUCGACUGGAACGUGAAGCUGCACCAGGUGGACAAGGACUCGGUGCUGUGGCAGGACAUGAAGGAGACCAACACGGAGUUCAUCCUGCUCAACCUCACCUUCCCCGAUAACUUCCCCUUCUCGCCGCCCUUCAUGCGGGUGCUCAGCCCACGACUGGAGAACGGCUACGUGCUGGACGGCGGCGCCAUCUGCAUGGAGCUGCUCACGCCGCGCGGCUGGUCCAGCGCCUACACCGUGGAGGCUGUCAUGCGCCAGUUCGCUGCCAGCCUGGUCAAGGGCCAGGGUCGGAUCUGCAGAAAAGCCGGCAAGUCAAAAAAGUCCUUCAGCCGCAAGGAAGCGGAAGCAACCUUUAAGAGUCUGGUGAAGACGCACGAGAAGUACGGCUGGGUCACCCCGCCCGUGUCCGACGGCUGAUGCCCGCACGCUCCCGCGACGCUUGAGCAGCCCGUCCACACUCCACCCUGCCAUCUCCUCCCACCACCGCUGCGCAUCUUCUACCCUUUUCUACUCCAGCCAGAACUGUGUCCCGAAUUCAAAGGACACGCUUAAGUUAUUUAUGAACUGGUGUGUUUACGGAGAGAAAGAGCGAACUGUUCAGGAUUGUGUUUCCAUAAUAAAUGACCGUCUCUAAGUCACUUUA